Molecule: messenger RNA, 1242 nt
Organism: Cylicocyclus nassatus
Lineage: Eukaryota; Metazoa; Nematoda; Chromadorea; Rhabditida; Strongylidae
Source: the annotation of a GenBank genome assembly
GUCUAUUGAAAAUUUCCAGACCAUCGAAAUGAGGACAUUGGCGGUGUUGCACGCAGCUUUAGUGGUGUUUGUUAUGGCAGAAAGGCCGAAGCAGAAGGAUAGCACCGGCGCGUUCCUCGUCAAAAUCAGCGACAUUCCGGUCGGUAGCUGUGGCUCCGACUCGUACUUCGGCCUAGGCAUGAUGAACGGCAGUUUGGAGGAGUGCGAACGGUGGAAACUCACUGACCCGGCGGCCAUGCGAGAGUAUGAAGAAUACAAGUGCAAACAUCUUCGAGUGCAUGCCCACAUGGUAGGCGGAAAAUGCGUUUGCGAGCCGAAAUGGAAAGGACCGAUUUGUAACGAGUUUGAAGGCUGUCCCGAAGGACAUGCACUCCAUGGCAAAGUAUGUACUGCGAAUGUUUGCCAGCAUGGUGGAACACUUGCCGUUGGAAGAAAAGAGAUUGAAUGCAUCUGUGAGGUUCCCUGGGAUGGACGCUACUGUGAAAGGUUGGCAUGCUGGCGAAAGACGAAAUUCGGACAAGACAAACGAUUCCGCAAUCAAGUGGAUCACUGUGUUUGCACUCAGUACUUCGAAGGCGACAACUGCGACAAGAUCAUCGGCUGCAUGAACGGAGGCGAAUUGCAAAAUCACAAAUGCUUAUGCAAGGAGGGCUAUGGUGGAGAAGUCUGUGAAAAGAAAUGUCAUAAAGGACAACUCACAUGUUCGACAUGCAGCGUCAUGGCCACCAUGACGGUGGUGAUCAGCAUUGCAGCUACUGUCUUUCGACAGUGAUCGUCUCCAGUUCAAGAACACCAUUCCUAGAGCAGCUAGGCUAUUCUCUUCUUCACUCAGCUCUCGUCUCAUCUCAUCCGCUAACGUUGCCGCCAUGACGGCUUGAUUCAUGGCUGAUUUUUCUCAGCUAUUUUCACCUCAACUCUCUCAUUUCGUAACCGCGCUAAUCGCUAUAUCUUUCUCAGCAGAAGCUCGUACUAGCUACAUAGAUAUCUUUGUACAUAUAUCUAAUCGCUCCCGACAUCUACAUGUUGUUGUAUAUUUUAGUAUUGCUUUACGUACUCGUUUUGUUGUGAAGAACGAAUCAUUUAUUGAAGUACUGCCGAUAGUGUUAUGUUCAUGUGAGGUAGCUUGCCAGUAUGCGAUAUGUUUUCGUUGUUUUCUCCUCAAAAUCCCAAAAGGCUUUCUCUUUUUUUGUUAUGCGCGAGUCAAGUUGUGAUGUUAGAAGCAGUUGUAGAGUAAACUCGUUC